UGAUAUAAAGGCAGAAGAUAUAGAGGGAGAAGAAGAGACGUAUGUGACUGAUAUAAAGGCAGAAGAUAUAGAGGGAGAAGAUGAGACAUAUGUGACUGAUAUGAAGGCAGAAGAUACAGAGGGAGAAGAAGAGACGUAUGUGAGGGGUGAUCAGCAGUGUAAGGAGGAGGAGAUCCCUACAGAUAUCAGCACAGCAGAUGGACACACAAGCAGGAAUAUCUCAGAAGGACAUCUAAUGUUAUCCCCGGAUUGUGACAUAAAAGAUCAUGACAGUAUACAGGAAUCUCCAGGAGAUAAUCCCAUUAUCCCAAUUGUACAUCCAGCUCUAUCAGCUGAUCCCUCUGAUCCUGGGAAAUGUUCUCCUGAUCACUCUGAUAUUGGUGCAUCUGUUACAGCUCUGACAGUAGAUACAGUGUUUCCCUGUUCUAUAGAUGCCAAAUGUUUUAUACAGAACACAAAGCCUAUUAACCCACACACAGGUAAGGCAGGUGAGAGGCCACUGAUAUGUUCAGAGUGCGGGAAAUGUUUUACACAAAAUUCACAACUUGUUACACAUCAGCAAAGUCACACAGGUGAGAAGCCAUUUCCAUGUUCUGAGUGUGGGAAAUGUUUUGUAUCGAAAUCACAUCUUGUUAUACAUAACAGAAGUCACACAGGUGAGAAGCCAUUUUCUUGCUCUGAGUGUGGGAAAUGUUUUCCAUGGAAAUCACAUCUUGUUAGACAUCAGCAAAGCCACACAGGUGAGAAGCCAUUUUCUUGCUCUGAGUGCGGGAAAUGUUUUUCACGGAAAUCACAUCUUGUUAGACAUCAGCAAAGCCACACAGGUGAGAAGCCAUUUCCGUGUUCUGAGUGUGGGAAAUGUUUUUCACGGGAAUCACAUCUUGUUAGACAUCACAGAAGUCACACAGGUGAGAAACCAUUUUCUUGCUCUGAGUGUGGGAAAUGUUUUACACGGAAAUCAGAUCUUGUUAUACAUCACAGAAGUCACACAGGUGAGAAGGCAUUUCCAUGUUCUGAGUGUGGGAAAUGUUUUGCACGGAAAUUAGAUCUUGUUAUUCAUCACAGAAGUCACACAGGUGAGAAGCCAUUUCCAUGUUCUGAGUGUGGGAAAUGUUUUACACACAAAUCAGAUCUUAAUGUACAUCACAGAAGUCACACAGGUGAGAAGCCAUUUGCAUGUUCUGAGUGUGGGAAAUGUUUUGCACAUAAAUCAGAUCUUGUUAGACAUCAGCGAACUCACACAGGUGAGAGGCCAUUUUCUUGCUCUGAGUGUGGGAAAUAUUUUACAAAGAAAUCAUAUCUUGUUAGACAUCAGCGAACUCACACAGGUGAGAGGCCAUUUUCUUGCUCUGAGUGUGGGAAAUGUUUUACAUGGAAAUCCCAACUUGUUACACAUCAGCAAAGUCACACAGGUGAGAAGCCAUUUCCAUGUUCUGAGUGUGGGAAAUGUUUUGCACAGAAAUCAGAUCUUGUUAUACAUCACAGAAGUCACACAGGUGAGAAGCCAUUUUCUUGCUCUGAGUGUGGGAAAUGUUUUACAAAGAAAUCACAUCUUGUUAGACAUCAGCGAACUCACACAGGUAAGAGGCCAUUUCCAUGUUCUGAGUGUGAGAAAUGUUUUACACAGAAAUCAGAUCUUGUUAAACAUCAGAGAAGUCACACCGGUGAGAGGCCAUUUUCUUGCUCUGAGUGUGCGAAGUGUUUUAUCCAGAAAUCACAUCUUGUUAUACAUCAGAGAAGUCACACAGGUGAGAGGCCAUUUCCAUGUUCUGAGUGUGGGAAAUGUUUUAUCCAGAAAUCACAUCUUGUUAUACAUAACAGAAGUCACACAGGUGAGAACCCAUUUUCUUGCUCUGAGUGUGCGAAGUGUUUUAUCCAGAAAUCACAUCUUGUUAUACAUCAGAGAAGUCACACAGGUGAGAGGCCAUUUCCAUGUUCUGAGUGUGGGAAAUGUUUUGCACGGAAAUCACAUCUUGUUGCACGUCAGCAAAGUCACAAAGAUGAGAAGCCAUUUCCAUGUUCUGAGUGUGGGAAAUGUUUUACACGGAUAUCACAUCUUGUUACACAUCAGAGAAGUCACACAGGUGAGAAACCGUUUUCUUGCUCCGAGUGCGGGAAAUGUUUUACACAGAAAUCACAUCUUGUUAAUCAUCAGCGAAGUCACACAGGUGAGAAUACAUUUCCAUGUUCUGAGUGUGGGAAAUGUUUUACACAGAAAUCAGAUCUUAUUAAACAUCAGAAAACUCACACAGGUGAGAAGCCAUUUCCAUGUUCUGAGUGUGGGAAAUGUUUUGCACGCAAAGCAGAUCUUGUUAAACAUCAGAGAACUCACACAGGUGAGAAGCCAUUUUCUUGCUCUGAAUGCGGGAAAUGUUUUACACAGAAAUCAAAUCUUGUUAAACAUCAGCGAAGUCACACAGGUGAGAAUCCAUUUCCAUGUUCUGAGUGUGGAAAAUGUUUUGCAUACAAAUCAGAUCUUGUUAAACAUCAGAGAAGUCACACAGGUGAGAAGCCAUUUUCUUGCUCUGAGUGUGGGAAAUGUUUUACCUGGAAAUCACAACUUUAUACACAUCUUCGAAGUCACACAGGUGAGAAGCCAUUUCCAUACUCUGAGAAGUAAAUCAGCUCUUGUAGACAUCAGUCAGGUGAGAAACCAUUUUAAUCUUCUGGGGUAUACUUAUUGCCAUAUGAUGUUCUUCAAGAUUCUUAUCCUAUCUCCUAUGCUUUUUGCAAUAUACAUGCUACCGCAUGGUGAAAUAAUCAGACGUCAUGUACUCAUCUACCACUGCUAUGAAGAUGAUCUGUCUUUUGCUCAGGGUACUGAGAACCCAGUACCAAUCCUAAAUGGUUGUCUAGUUGAGCUCCAGGUGUGGGUGAUGCCAGUUGGCUGUGACUCAGUCCUGGUGAAACAGGUCUAUCAUAAGAUAGAAGCUCACCAACAAAGGGCAGGGCUACAGUUCAGCUUUGCAAACCAACCAGACUUACGCUUGGAGGUUCAGAGUUACAAAAUGCGGAUCAUGUGUGGAAUCUUGGUGUCCUGGAUUGUGGAGUGAAACUUAGACAUCACGUAUCAGCCACAAUCAGAUCCUCAUCUGAGGAACAGAGCCAGACUCCAGCACUUAUUUCCCUCAGAAGAUCUACCUACAGUCAUACAUACACUUGUAUCAUCACACAUAGACUACUGCAAUGUCCUCUACCUGGAUCUCCUAGCAAUAGAAUUGCACCGCUUGUAGCUUGUACAGAUUGCAGCAGCCAGUCUGUUACCUAACCAGCCCGUUCCUGCCACAUAACACCCAUUCUCUACUCCCUUCACCGGCUGCCUGUAAGAUGGUGACUCUAUUACAUAAUCUUACUGACUCCCAAUCCUACAUGAUCAGGAUCCAUGGUAACAGAAGCAGCUUCUGCCUCAUUACUGCCCUGCUUUCUUACUUCCAUCUGCAGAUGAAGGACUCUUACCAGCAGUACCAAGAAUCUCCAAGCAGUGCUGAGAUGUCAGAGGGGGAGACAGAGUGGUGGCACUAGUGCUGUAGUGGGGCCUGCCGAAGGCACUGUCAGUGGGUAAUAUUGUCCUCAAGCAGUGCUGAGGUGUCGGGGGGAGACACAG
Messenger RNA from Pseudophryne corroboree (corroboree frog), 3604 nucleotides. Its product is annotated as oocyte zinc finger protein XlCOF6-like. Gene Ontology annotation, molecular function: RNA polymerase II cis-regulatory region sequence-specific DNA binding; DNA-binding transcription factor activity, RNA polymerase II-specific. Gene Ontology annotation, cellular component: transcription regulator complex; chromatin; PcG protein complex. Bases 101 to 2620 code for a protein of 839 amino acids. The transcript has 3 exons. Gene Ontology annotation, biological process: regulation of transcription by RNA polymerase II. The record is from RefSeq and is a predicted model, not a curated record. NCBI's taxonomy places the organism in Eukaryota, Metazoa, Chordata, Amphibia, Anura, Myobatrachidae.